AUGGGAUUACAACGUCUAACUAUAUCAUGUAUAAAAAAAGGUAAAAAAAUAUUAACAACAAUAUUAAGACCAAUAUUUGGAAUAUUUUUUGCCUUAUCUAUAUUAAUGACAUCCUAUUUUGGAAAUUAUAUUAUGUGUAUUAUAUUACCAUUAAUAUUUUUUAUGGGUCAUAAAAAAUUUAGAAAUUUAGCUGAUCAGGCAAUUGCUUUUUGGUUGUUUGUUCCAAUGUCAUUAUUACAAUAUUUGUUAGGUGUGACUGUUCGCCUUAAUGGUGAUAUAAUUGAUGUUACAAAACCAUCUAUUAUUAUUAUGAAUCAUAGGACAAGAUUAGAUUGGUUAUAUAUUUGGAAUGCAUUAUAUAGAAUGAAUCCAUGGUUAAUUGUUAAUUUAAAAAUUGCUUUAAAAAAUGAAUUACAAUAUUUUCCUGGUGUUGGUUUUGGAAUGCUUACCUCAAAUUUUUUAUUUUUUAAACGUAAAAUGGUUGAGGAUGGUCCAAUGAUAGAUGAAUGUAUAGAUUAUUUUAAAUAUCUUAAUAAACCAUUUCAAAUUUUUAUGUUUCCUGAAGGAACUGAUAAAUCAGAGUAUACUACAAUGAUAAGUAAUAAAUAUGCUUUAAAAAAUAAUUUAGAACCAUUAAAUUAUUGUUUAUAUCCAAGAACUGCUGGUUUUGUACAUUUAAUUAAAACAAUGAGAAAACAUAAUUAUAUUUCUGCUGUUUAUAAUAUAACAAUAGGUUAUCCAAAUAAUAUUGUUCAAAGUGAAUUGGCACUAGGAUUAAAAGGUGAUGUACCAAAAAAUGUUCAUUUUGAUGUUGAAAAAAUUGAUAUUAAUAGUAUUCCGGUUGAUGAUGAAGAUGUUAGUGAAUGGUUAACAGAAUUAUGGCAAAAAAAAGAUAUGAAAUUAAAAAAAUAUUAUCAACAGACAUUGGCAAGUAGGAGAAAAUUUGACAAUAACAAUAUUGAAGGAUUAUGGAUAAAAGAUUCAUGGAAACAAUUUUCUGUCAAAAUGAUAUCAUUUUCUGUUUGGUGUUUAUUAUGUCCCCUAUUCUAUUAUCAUUUAUCAUUUUUAUGGAUAGUACAAAUAUUAUUUAUAUAUAUGUUAAUUGUUAAAUUUUUUAUAUGGCUAAUCUUUGGUAGAGUUGAUUAUUUUAUUAGAUGGUUUUGGAAACGUGAAACAAACUAUAAAAAUCAAAAUGUAGAGAUAAAUUAA
Messenger RNA from Strongyloides ratti, 1209 nucleotides. RefSeq names its product Lysocardiolipin acyltransferase 1. Gene Ontology annotation, cellular component: endomembrane system. The transcript has 3 exons. The record is from RefSeq and is a predicted model, not a curated record. Gene Ontology annotation, molecular function: acyltransferase activity. NCBI's taxonomy places the organism in Eukaryota, Metazoa, Nematoda, Chromadorea, Rhabditida, Strongyloididae. Bases 1 to 1209 code for a protein of 402 amino acids.